AUGUCGCUAUUCAAUGUCUGCAGCUGGUGGUCCACACAAUGUGGCACGGCAACUCAGUACGAUGUGGCAAGUUUGUUGUGCGCACGCUUUGGGCUGGACACGCAGGAGAAGGAUUACAUAGUUGUGGGCUCGCAGACGGGACAGCUGAGCGUUUACUAUCCGCAUGGCAAGGCGUUUGAGGCAACGGAUUUGUUGCUGGAGCUGCAGCUGGCGGAGCCCAUACUGGGGCUCUAUGCGGGCAAGUUCAGCGGCAAUGCGCGCAAUGAGAACGCCAAUCAGCUGGCGGUGCUGCAGCCCAAUGCCAUAGCCAUAUACAAUCUGCAGGCAGUUGCUGGCUUGGCGGACUACGGCACACAGUUGAAGCUGCAGCUGCUGGUGGAGCACAAGUUUGCGCGUGUGGCCUUUGCGCUCUGCCAGGGCCACUUUGGCCAGGUGAAGGGACGCGAGUUCUUUUGUGUGGUGCACUUGGACGGCACGUUGACGUUUUAUGAGCAGGAUGGCAUUUGCUAUGAGUGCAGCUUUCCCGGACAGCGUGCGCUGCCAGCGCCUGUGGUCUACUGCGAGCGCACCGAUAGCUUCUUGCGCUUCAAUGCCAGCUGGCACCUGCAGUGCUUUAGCUAUCAGGACUUGUCGCAUUCCUUGGUUAGUCGCAGCAGCAGCUAUCAGCCCAGCUGGUCGCAGUGCCUGGGCGAGGGCAUUCUGGAUAUGCGUGUGGUGCAGCUGAAGGAAAACUGCUCCUAUAUAAUGAUACUGGGCGAACGCAAUUACAUUUGCCUGGAUGACAAUGGCAAGUUUAACUUUCUGCUCAAGCUGGACUAUGCGCCCAAAUGCUUCUAUAGCUUUGUCGUGGGCUAUUACUGGGAGCCGGGCGCGCGUCUGCUGACAGCCAUUGUCAGCGAUUCGGCCAAGCUGCACAUCUAUGAGCAGGCGAAUCUCAUUUGGGCAGCGCAGUGGCAACAGCCCGCACCGGUGGCCAUACAGCGCUCCAAUGUGCAUGGCCUGGCGGGCAGCCUUGUCACGCUGAGCGCCAAUGGACAAUUGACUGUGGGCUAUCUGGGCGCGCAGCCAUUUCAGUUUCAGGUCAAGCCGCUGAACAUAGAGGAGCUGAGUUUUGCCGAGGCGCACAAGCAGCUGCAGCAGCUCGAGGAGGAGAUCAAAGAGUCGGUGGACAUACGCGACAUGGAUGCGCUGAACAAGCAGGCGGCGGAGCAAGUGCGUCUAAGCUUUAGCAUACAGAAGGAGGUGUUCGAUGAUCUGGAUACGCUGCUGUUGGAUGUGCCCGCUGAUGUGGCCGUCAAGGAGUUGCCCUCGGCCAAGGGACUGCUGCGCAUCAAGAUCAAGGCAGAGCUUGCCGAGCUGCAAGUGGUUUUCAACAUGCCCAGCGGUGUGCGCUGUAGCCAGGAGACACUUAGCCUGGUGAAUGUGCCAGCAGGCAGCAGCCAGGAGCUGGAGCUGGACUUUUACAUUGCUGAGCUGUUGCAUGCGCAUAGCACGCGCGUUGAGGUCUUCGCCUCCUUUGUCAGUCCAAGGGGCAUACCACGCGUGCUACAGCAAAGCGCCUACUUGCCGCUCUCCAUGUUCUAUCGCAGCUGUCAGCCACAGAAGGCGGCGGGCAUUAAGUUGACCUACACCAUAACCAGCAAGCAUGUGCCGCCCAAGCUGUCGACGUUCUUUGCGGAGUUUGUGGAUGCCGAGAGCGAAACGCAUGCAAUGGGCUUGCAGCUGCUCUGCCCGGGACUGGAGAAGCUCAAUGAGAUUAUUACGGUGGUGGCAGCCAAGAACUCGAAUCGCUUAAGAAUCCAAUCGGAUUGCGUGGAAACCUUUGGCAUGAUAUUGGAGCGCAUUGUGGAAACGACGCUGCAGCUGGACAGCGCUGCCUCGCUGCUCAACAUGCAGAAGCGUAAGCCCAAGCGUGGCGUACUCAAUCGCUGUGUGGAACGCAUUAUAGCGGCGCCAUUCAUACCCAGUCAGCCCAUACUACAUCGCGUCGAUGUUCACCACGAAACGCAGCUCAACAUACGCAGCCAAACGGCCCAACUGGAGGAACUAUGGCAACAGUUCAAAACGCUACAGCGUCAGCUGCAGGAACAAUCGGAGAGCGAGCCCAAAGAGACACUCACCAUGCAAAUAGAGGCGAACUAUGACCAAUUGAUAAUAGAAGGAGACAAGUUGGUGGAAAUACGCCGGGACGAGAGAAGACAGAACUGCGACCUCAACUGCGCCAUAUCAUUAGCCAAAUGGAUAAUUCAUGGCCUGAACUUGGAGGAGCGUGUGGUGAAUGUGGUCAGUUCAGUGUUGAGCAUACCUGUGGAGGACUGGACGGAACUUUGCUGGGAAGAAUCUAUGGCUCCUGGCAUUGAUAUGCUGCAUCAUUUUGGACCACUAAUGCGUUCCAAAUCCACAUCACAGCAUGGCCUGCUCGAUGGCGACAGCUCGCGGGAGAGCUUCGAGUACAGCCGCUUCAGGCGGCAUUUUUCAACGCUGUUCGAUCGCAUUGUGCGUCUAGCCUCAUCCACAACGGAUGAGCAGAGCAGCAAGCAGCCGAGCACUGCAAAUGAGGCAACGGCAGCGCCAACAGAGCAGCCUACCGAUGAAAUUGGCAACUUGCAGCGCAUGUUGGCUGAGCCGGGCGCACGUGCAGGCGCCACUAAGCUAAGUAGCUCCUUGGAGGCUGUGGUAGACGAUGAGGAGGAGUAUGAUGAGGAGGAUCUGCGCGAUACUGGCUAUCGCAAGGAUUAUGGCGCUACGGCAAGCACAACGAAGCGCGAGCCAGCGCCCAAGUCGGGCAUGCAUAAUCAGUGGAUCAACGAGGAUUUCGAGCUGCCCACCACUGAGGAGCUCUUCAGCGACUUGGGUAUCUGGUGGUAGUGCCCUUAGCCAUAACUGAAUUAUAAAACGGUGUUCAAAUAUA
Molecule: messenger RNA, 2911 nt
Organism: Drosophila busckii
Lineage: Eukaryota; Metazoa; Arthropoda; Insecta; Diptera; Drosophilidae
Gene: BBS9
Product: protein PTHB1
Exons: 8
Coding region: 1-2868 (955 amino acids)
Biological process (GO): cilium assembly
Cellular component (GO): BBSome; membrane
Source: RefSeq, a predicted model, not a curated record